CCUUCGAAAGCGAGUAGUUGGACUUCCAGUGAGAGAGAUAAUGGCGUCGUCCAUUUCCGCCCUAGCACCGUCGUUGAAUGUUCCGGCGAUGGCCAUUGGUGCACUCUGCCACCGCACUUCACUACCUGCUCCUGGUUUAGGAUGCGGAUCCUCUGCAGUCUCUACUUUCCGGAGGUCUUCUAAGCCGUGUUAUUCCCAUCGAUCUAAGUCCUUUGCUUGCUUCGCCAUUUCUACUAACGCCAGUAUAAAGGAGGCUGUUAAAACUGACAAGGCUCCAGCAGCUUUGGGUCCCUAUUCUCAAGCCAUAAAAACCAAUGAUACCGUAUUCCUAUCUGGUGUCCUUGGUCUUAUUCCGGAGACUGGGAAGUUUGUCUCGGACAGCGUGGAGGAACAAACCGAACAGGUUCUCAAGAACAUGGGAGAGAUAUUGAAAGCAAGUGGUGCCAGCUAUUCCUCUGUGGUUAAGACCACAAUCAUGUUGGCUGAUCUGAAGGACUUUAAGAAGGUGAAUGAGAUAUAUGCUAAAUAUUUCCCUGCACCAGCACCCGCUCGUUCAACAUACCAAGUUGCAGCGUUGCCGUUGGAUGCAAGGAUCGAGAUCGAAUGCAUAGCAGUAGUCUAGUUUCUUUUGUACUGAAUCUUGUUCUCCUUGCAAGGUGAUCUGAAUGAUGGUUUCUAGUAAUAAAAAUGGGUUCAUUUCUACA
Molecule: messenger RNA, 704 nt
Organism: Cynara cardunculus var. scolymus (artichoke)
Lineage: Eukaryota; Viridiplantae; Streptophyta; Magnoliopsida; Asterales; Asteraceae
Product: reactive Intermediate Deaminase A, chloroplastic-like
Exons: 6
Coding region: 41-622 (193 amino acids)
Cellular component (GO): cytosol
Molecular function (GO): deaminase activity
Source: RefSeq, a predicted model, not a curated record